UCUGGAGUUGUGUCUUUCUGUGAUAGAUCGAUAGAACAGAAUUUUCGGAUUGUCUUCUUUCGAUGGCAGAUCGACAGAAAUGAACCGUCUUUGAUAUCCUAGACUACACACUAGACUAGACUAGACUAGACCAUCAAAACUUGAACGAGCUAGUAUAUCAAUCACACAUGAGCUUGAGACAUCCUCCCAAAGUUCCAGGCGCCGGCGUCGUCCCAGCCACCGAUGUCGAGAGUAGCGGUAGCGAUAACGACGAUCCUUCCAAAAAGAAGAAACCAAGCACCCUGGCGCUGGUGAUGRCCGAUUCGAUCUGGAUCAUCCGGACGGCGCACGGUCGAUUUUGGCGUACACUGGGAUACGCCGUCGUGGGUGGCACGAGGAUAUUUCGGAGAACUGUCGCGAUGAUUAUGAAUACCGUCGGGUUUGUGUAUAGCGCCGGGGUCGAGCUUCUGUUGACAUCCCGCAACGAGUACAAAAACCAGUGGUUGCCACUAGUGGAGGAACUGAAUCUGUUUCUGCAGACAUCGGGGAUCGCGGUCGAAUUGGAAAGAGGAUUGGCAAACUACCGGUUCUUGAGCAACGUYGCUGUUUUGGCKAGAAUACAGGAUGUAUUGCUGGAAAAAUGUUGGGCAACCAGGGAGUCACCCCAUCUCGAUCAGCGGCAAUUGGCAUCGAUCGAUGCAGCARCAACAACACAGGCACGUGYUACGGAGUUGAAAACAUCGAUCGUAGAAGAUGGRCGGCGCUUUGUGAAGUACGCAACCGCUGCGUACGGGAUCAGCAUGAUCGAUGCCGCGGAGAUGGAAGUACACGGUUCUAUCAAAACGUCCAAAAGGAGAUCCAGCACGACUGCUAUCGAAGCCGGCACCAAGCUGCUAUCGUCUUUGAAGUCGUCSAAGACUGUUUCACAGCAAAURAAGGAACUACAAAAUUCCAUUAGUUUAUACGACGAGGACUGGCUGCUCGGGAGAAUCAGCGAACACAUCGAGAUUCCGGAAGAUGACAUUUAUCCAAUGAAUCUAUCAGACAACCGGGUGGAAAGCCUACGGUUUUUCGUCGCCGUCGAUCACGCCAACAAGGAGGUCGUCUUGAGCAUUCGUGGUUCCUUAACGGUGAAAGAAAUYCUGAUCGACAUUGCCGGAUUUUCCCGUCCGUUUUGCGGCGGAGAGGCCCACUCGGAAAUGGCCAACACCGCGGAGAAGAUCUGGGAGGAGGCGAGCGACCUGGUUCUGGAGCUCCUCCGCCAGAAUCCUGGUUACGGACUCGUUGUGACGGGUCAUUCCCUCGGUGGGGGCGCUGCCUGUCUCCUGAACAUCCUGCUCCACGAGAACAAUCGGGAACGGGCCGGGGGCCGGGCCGUCCGGUGCUACGCGUACGCAUCGCCCCCCGUAUACGCCGGCAACCUGAGCGAGGACGCCAAGCGGGCCUGCACGAACUACCUCCACGGCGCCGACGUGGUUCCCUUUCUCUCCGUGGACUCGGUGCGCCGGAUCUUUGCCGCCCUCCACGCCGUGGAGGAAUCGAAGGUGACCGGGUGGAAGCGCGUCCUCGUCCUCUGGGGGCAGACGGAGGUCCUCGACGCCCCCACGCUGCAGCGCGUCGGGAGCGCCCUCCACGAUUCCCCGCCGGCGACCGAGGGGGCCCCCGAGCUCCUGGUCCCGGCGCACGCGAACGUGUGGAUGCGGUCCACGGCGCCCGAGCUCCCGAAGGACCUCGACGCGAUGAAGGAACUAARGCAGCUGCACUCGCUGCUCCCCUUCGACUUUGUCCUCGCCGACUCGGAAAAGCUCGCGAGGAUGGGCAUCACGUUCCAUCCCUCGAUGGUCACCGACCAUUUCCCGAAUGCCUACGAGUGUGCCCUGCAAAGCCUGAAAGAAUCCCCGUCCGCAGAAUAGGUCCCUGCGGCACGGUUGUAAAGUAUCAAAAGUACUAAUAAAUACUACAAUUUUGC
Pseudo-nitzschia multistriata is the source of this 1948-nucleotide messenger RNA. The record is from the annotation of a GenBank genome assembly. NCBI's taxonomy places the organism in Eukaryota, Bacillariophyta, Bacillariophyceae, Bacillariales, Bacillariaceae.